Molecule: messenger RNA, 384 nt
Organism: Candida albicans SC5314
Lineage: Eukaryota; Fungi; Ascomycota; Pichiomycetes; Serinales; Debaryomycetaceae
Gene: QCR7
Product: ubiquinol--cytochrome-c reductase subunit 7
Exons: 1
Coding region: 1-384 (127 amino acids)
Biological process (GO): mitochondrial electron transport, ubiquinol to cytochrome c
Source: RefSeq, a predicted model, not a curated record
AUGGUUCAAUCUAUGACAUCUGUCGUUAAGGCAGCUAAUUUCAUUUUAGCAAGACCAACAUUAUCAAAAAUCAUUACACCACUUGCUCAAAAAUUCACUGCUUAUGCAGGGUAUAGAGAAAUGGGAUUAAAAUUCAAUGAUUUACUUCUUGAAGAAACCCCAAUUAUGCAAACUGCUAUUAAAAGAUUACCUUCAGAAUUAAAUUAUUCAAGAAAUUUUAGAAUUCUUACUGCUCAUCAAUUAGCUUUAUCUCAUCAAUUAUUACCAGCUGAAAAAGCUGUUAAACCUGAAGAAGAUGAUAAUUAUUUGAUUCCUUAUAUUUUAGAAGCUGAAAAGGAAGCUUUUGAAAAAGCUGAAUUAGAUAAUAUUGAAGUUAAAGCGUAA